Vigna umbellata (rice bean) is the source of this 3226-nucleotide messenger RNA. Lineage: Eukaryota; Viridiplantae; Streptophyta; Magnoliopsida; Fabales; Fabaceae. The record is from RefSeq and is a predicted model, not a curated record.
AACAAAGCGCGUUCCAGAAAGAUGAUUCGUUGUAUAAGGUUUUGUGUAAGUUGUUAGAUGGAAAUUUGGAUUCUGCAUUGAUAUCUCACACUCAAAAGUUUGGUUUGGCCUGUAUCAUCCGAAGGCUGAUGUUCGUCGUGCUACACUGCUUGAUUUAGAUUAUUCUGUUAUUCCGGAAACCAAGGAUGGUUCAAAGAAUCUUAUAAACGUUCAAGAGGCCAUAUUAAGACUGCUAGAUGAUACAGAACUAACAGUUGUUCAAGCAGCUUUACGUGUUGAUGGCUUGUCAAAUGUAAUAGAUUCUUCUAAGCUUCUUGAUGCACUACUGAAUGUGCUAAGAAGAUGCAUGGACAAACUGCUUUCAGGUUCUGCUGAUAGCGAUAGUCUAAAUGGUGAAGUUGCAGUCACUUGUUUAAAGAAAGCUAUCUCUUACUUCGGUGAUCAUACCGGUUACUUGAAAAACAUUGCUGCUAUGAUUUUUCCAUUACUCAUUGUUCUAACCCAGACACAGAGCUUGAAUGUAAAAGCUUUGGGACUAGUCAACAAAAUAAACUGGCCACUUUAUAAGAAUAUUUUCAUGGCUUCAUCGGGAGAAGUGGCAUUGAUACCUGGAAGUUUAUCUUCAAUUAACUUGAAGAUUGUCAAUAAAAUGGCUGAAAAUUUCUUGGUCCAUCCUGAAGACCAUGUUAAUUGGUUUGUGGAAUGCUGCAGUGAUUUGGAGUUGUCAAAGACACUCUUCUUUUUUGUUCUCUUGCAGUCUCUUUGUAUAAAACCAAAAGACGAAGAAGACAUUUAUGCACUAUUUGAAUGUCUAUUUCCUUUUCUAAAGGCUGAGUGGGAAACUUCAGUAGGGGCUGAUGUCGUAUUGGAUGAGUUCAAUUCUGAAAUGCUAGAGUGGCAGUGCAAGGAUUUCUUAAAAGAUCUUUUGUAUGCCAAUCUAAGGCCUAUAAACGUGAAGGUUAUGAUUUGCAUAUUUUGGAGGCUGUUAGAACUACUACUAUCUGUAGCACCUUCUGACAUUCUGCUGCGUGAUGGUGAUAAGUGGGUCAGCAAGAUAAGGAAUCUGUUUGUUUUUUUUGCCUCCUCAAAAUUGAAGCAUGCAUUCCGUAAACACCUCCAUCACUUAGCAGUGCAGUGCAGAAUAUCACCUUCUUGUCUCUUGUCUAAGUUUUUCACAGAGGAAGGUGUUUCUGCUGCAGUCCAGGUUGAAAGUCUUCAAUGCUAUGCAUUUCUGUGUAGCCUGGAACCAGAUAGAUGGAAACUUGGACUUUUAGCUGAAUUCCCGUCUGUUCUUGUUCCUUUAGCGAGUGAUACUCAGAAUAUAAGGGUUGCUGCCAUGGACUGUAUUGAUUCAUUGUAUACAUUGUGGUGUCAUUUUGAGCAUGCUGGCAAGAAAAAUGGGAACAAUGCCUCAUGGUUUCAUUUCGUGGGUGAGCUUCUCUCCCUGAUGAGUCAGCUGAAAACAUUCAUAUUGUCCGACAAGAAAUUUCUUCCUUCACUAUUUGCAUCCACUUUGAGCUCAUCCUUUACAAACAACUUGGAGCAUCAAAACAUUUUGGUACCUCAAAAUGUUGAAAAAAGGUUUGAUCAGCCUACGAAAAUAAGAAUUAUAGCCUUCAUUUUGGGUUCCACGCUGAAACUCUCUAACUAUGGAAAGCUAAUGAUUUUAUCCUUGUUCAAAGGAAUUGGGAAUGCCCUUAUGCAUGUUCCAGAAGUUGGCUCUUUGUUGUUCACUUUUCUUAUGCAAUACUAUGAAAAACUCAGUCUGUCGUGUCCAAAAUUGUCAGACAAUGAAAUUCAGAUAACGUGCCUUUUGCUGGAGAGCUGUGUUAUGUCAUCUCCCUCUGGUGGAAAUGAUCUACAAGAUCUUUUAGUGAAAGCAUUGCGGUUUGGGGGCCUGAAUUCGGAUGACCCUGCCUGUGUAAAGCCUUGUAUCGCUGUUUUGAACAAACUCAACAGUAAAUUCUAUGUGGACUUGAAGAAUGAAGUGAAGGAGCAUUUGUUUUGUGAGCUUGUGUUUCUGUGGCGUAAUGGUAAUGGUGAUGUACAACGUGCAACUAAAGAGGCAUUAAUGCGUAUAGAUAUUAGUUUCUCAACUGUUGGCUACAUGCUUGAUCUCAUACUUGCACUGAAGAGUUUUAUAGUUAGUUCUUCAAAUGAAAAGGCGGUGAAGAAACAAAAAUUGGUUGGACACCAAGAUGCUGAAGAUCCUUCUAAUAACAUAUGGAGAAGAGAUAAUCCAGUCUAUAUCCUUAGUUCCCUUCUUGAUGUUUUGCUAUUGAAGAAGGACAUAACAAAUAGGCAUUUACUGUUAGGAUCCUUAUUUAAGCUUCUUAGCAAGGUAUUUUCAGAGGAAUGCGUGAACGAGUCCUUUAUACCUGUGCAAAGGUUAAGCCAAAAAUCAAGUUCUUCUGAAGCCAACAAUAGCACAAUAUAUCAUAUUCAACAGACUCUAUUGAUAAUCCUGGAGGAUAUAAUUAUUUCUCUUAAAAGCAUUGCCUCACUGAAUGAAAAUAUUAAAAGUGAAAUUAACAUUAAGCUACUGAUAGGGUGUGCCCAGAACUCUGAAGUUAUCACCCGCAACCAUAUAUUUUCUGUUCUUUCUGCUAUUACUAGAGUUUAUCCAGAAGAAGUUUUUGAGUAUAUGCUCGAUAUUCUUGUAGUUAUUGGAGAUGCAGCCGUCACACAGAUUGAUGACCAUUCAAGGAUUGUUUUUGAGGAUCUUAUAUCUGCAAUUGUUCCUUAUUGGCUUUCUAAGACAGAUGAUGUGGAGAAACUACUGAAGAUUUUCAUGGAAAUAUUUCCUGAAAUUGUUGAACACAGAAGGCUGUCAUUUGUGCUAUAUUUAUUAAGAACUUUGGGUGAGGAGAAAAGCUUAUCGUCAUUGCUUAUCCUACUUUUCCGUUCGCUAAUUUCAAAGAAAACCAGUUGUUUUCUUAAUGCUGAGACAGCAGAUGAUUUAACAUUUUAUACUAAGGAGUGGGAAUAUAGAUUUGCAGUGCAAAUUUGUGAACAGUUUACGAGUAAGAUUUGGCUUCCUUCUCUAGUCAUGCUGAUUGAACAGAGGGUGAAUAGAGAUGUUGACCAGACACAGCUCCUGGAGUUGUUUAUUGUGAUGCAAUUUUCUUUGCAAAAGUUGCAAGAUCCAGAAUUUGUGUUUAAGUUGGAAUCAAGAGAAGAUGCCGCUGUCAUUCAGGUUAAAUCCAAAUCAGAUGCAUGCUGCUAG